Molecule: messenger RNA, 1938 nt
Organism: Rhododendron vialii
Lineage: Eukaryota; Viridiplantae; Streptophyta; Magnoliopsida; Ericales; Ericaceae
Product: heparanase-like protein 3
Exons: 9
Coding region: 126-1814 (562 amino acids)
Cellular component (GO): plant-type cell wall; membrane
Molecular function (GO): beta-glucuronidase activity
Source: RefSeq, a predicted model, not a curated record
CCACAACCAUAUUGCUUUGUUUCCUCGCUUCUUCAUAAAGUCACAAAAGAUUGCAUCUUCCCACCCAACUUCCAUCUUUUGGGUGCUAAUACCAAUUCCAACGCUCUCAUGGCUUCAUCCUCCAUAUGAAGAGAUGGAUAGUCACGGAUCUUGAAUUGGCUUACAUCUGCAAGAAAAAACAAAAGAUGGGUUUUUUAGUUUUGGUAAAGGGGUUUUGUAUCUUGGUUUGCUUCUUUACUUUCUGCUUCGUGUCUGCGAAUUCUCAGAAUGGGGAAAGGAACGGAGCUACUGUUGAAGGGUUUGUUUUUAUAGAUGGGAAUAGUGCCAUUGGAAGGAUAGACAGUGAUUUCAUUUGUGCUACCUUGGAUUGGUGGCCUCCUGAGAAGUGCGAUUAUGGGACUUGUAGCUGGGACCAUGCUUCUCUGCUCAAUCUGGAUCUCAACAACAAAAUACUUUUAAGUGCGGUAAAAGCAUUUUCGCCACUGAAGAUUAGAUUGGGCGGCACUUUGCAAGACAAGGUCAUCUAUGAAGAUCAUAAGCAACCCUGCAUUCCGUUUUCUAAAAGCACCUCAGAGUUAUUCGGUUUCACGAAGGGGUGUCUCCCCUUGUCCAGAUGGGAUGAACUCAAUACCUUCUUUAAGAGAACCGGGGCUCUAGUUAUAUUUGGAUUAAAUGCUCUAACCGGAAGAACCAUACGAUCUGAUGGUUCUGCAGUAGGAACUUGGGACUCCACAAAUGCUGAAUCUCUUAUGCGUUACACUGUCGGAAAGGGUUACUCAAUGUAUGGGUGGGAGCUUGGAAAUGAAUUAAGUGGGAAUGGAGUCGGGGUUAGAGUUUCAGCAGAUCAAUAUGCCUCCGACACGAUUGCUCUGCAAAACUUGGUGCAAAAGGUUUACAGUAAUCAACAACCUAAGCCAUUAACCAUAGCACCAGGAGGCUUCUUUGAUGUAAAAUGGUUCAAAGAAUUCAUGGCUAAGACAUCAAAAUCAGUAGACGUUGUUACUCAUCACAUAUAUAAUCUUGGCCCAGGAGUUGAUGAACAUCUUGUUGAUAAGAUUCUUGAUCCAUCCAAUCUUGAUCGCGAGGCCAAUACAUUUAGCGAACUCCAAAGCACUCUAAGGAGUUCCACAACCUCAGCAACCGCAUGGGUGGGUGAGUCAGGAGGGGCUUACAACAGCGGUCGCAAUCUUGUUACCAAUGCAUUUGUGUUCAGUUUCUGGUAUUUGGAUCAGCUUGGCAUGGCAUCAACUUUCGAUACGAAAACAUACUGCAGACAGUCGUUGAUUGGCGGAAAUUAUGGUCUACUCAAUGCUACUACGUUUGUGCCAAAUCCAGACUAUUACAGUGCACUUCUCUGGAACCGCUUGAUGGGAAGAAAUGUUCUAUCAACAAGCUUUUCUGGGACAAAGAAGAUACGUGCAUACGCUCAUUGUGCCAAGAAUUCCCAAGGAAUUACAUUGUUAUUGAUCAACCUCGACAAUGCAACUACAGUUCAAGCUAAAGUAGCCUUCCAUGGUUCCUUUACAGUGCAACAGAAAAGAAAGAUUCAUAGUAAUGGUAAAAAUAUUAUUCUUCUACCAGGAGAAAACGAGAUAGGCGAAAUGGAAAGGGAGGAAUACCAUUUAACAGCAAAAGAUGGGGAUUUGCACAGCCAGAUUAUGUUGCUAAAUGGGAAAAUUUUAGGUCUAAAUUCAUAUGGGGACAUACCUCCAUUGGAGGCUGUAACUGUAAAUUCGUCGGACCCCAUAACCGUUGCUCCUUUCUCCAUUGUUUUUGCUCAAAUACCAGAUGUUGGUCUCCCUGCUUGUAAGUAGGUUGGUAGGUAUAAAUGGAUCUGAAACUGGUUUCAUAGAGUGAUCGGUCAAUAAGUAUAGAAUAUCAUGGGAUGUUGUUGUAACCUCCGAUUCUUAAUGGACACGCUAGCAGUUCUUUAUUUUC